ACGCGGCUGUGAUGACAGUAGAAGAAGAGGCUGCCAUACUGCGGUGAUACAGCGAGUUUUACCGGAUUCAGUCUUUAGCUCCGUUUAUCCUCCAGCAGUAAAACAUGCUCUCCUCUCAGACAUCUGGAGACCCGGGCAAGAUGAGAGACUACCAUUACACCGGCCCGGUAGAGCACCGGUUCUCUCCGUACGCCUUCAACGGAGGGACCGUACUAGCUGUAGCUGGAGAGGACUUCGCCAUCGUGGCCUCAGACACCAGGCUGAGUGAAGGCUACUCCAUCCACAGCCGAGACUCACCCAAAUGCUACAAGCUGUCAGACACAACCGUCAUUGGCUGCAGCGGUUUCCAUGGCGACUGCUUGACACUGACCAAAAUCAUUGAUGCCAGACUAAAGAUGUACAAACAUUCGAACAAUAAGACAAUGACCAGUGGCGCUAUCGCAGCCAUGUUGUCCACCAUCCUGUACGGCAGGAGAUUCUUCCCCUACUACGUCUACAACAUCAUCGGAGGACUGGAUGAGCAGGGCAAGGGAGCAGUGUACAGUUUUGACCCAGUGGGCUCCUACCAGAGAGACACCUACAAGGCCGGAGGAUCAGCAAGUGCCAUGCUGCAGCCGCUACUGGACAACCAGAUCGGUUUCAAGAACAUGGAGGGUGUGCAGCACGUUCCUCUGACUCAGGACAAGGCCGUUCAGCUGGUCAAAGAUGUCUUCAUCUCGGCCGCAGAGAGAGACGUCUACACCGGAGAUGCUCUUAGGGUGUGCAUCAUCACUAAGGAGGGCAUCAGUGAGCAGACUGUACCACUGAGGAAGGACUGAGGAGGGAAAUGUUCCCCUUUCUCUGCUUUUCUCUUUAGUCUGUUCUUUCCACAUUCACCUGUUGGUUUUGGCCCCUUUACAACAAGUUUCUUAAAAACAGGAGUGUUGACCCAGAAUAUGCUUCUAGUGGCCUCUGAGGUCAGGCUUAAUCUGAGCGGAUUUUGCAUUUUUUAUAUCCACUCACAAUUUGCAUCAGUUGAAAUUGACACUUUUCUCCUGCUGUCCACAGUUAUCCCCCUCAUUUUCUGCUCUUAUUACAUCCUUGUAUUUGUGGUGUAGCUACCUUAUUCUAGAUCAGCACUCCUGUUCUUAAGAAGCAACGAACUCUCUUCCCUCAUUCUGCCUAGACUUUUCUGUUUGAAUUUUUCAUUAUGUUUUGGAAGGAUACUCAGUCUGCUGUUCUUUUUACAUUCUUAAUAAAUGUAAAGAAUUGAAAAAUA
This is a messenger RNA of Sebastes umbrosus (honeycomb rockfish), 1258 nucleotides long. RefSeq names its product proteasome 20S subunit beta 1 (gene psmb1). The record is from RefSeq and is a predicted model, not a curated record. Bases 105 to 818 code for a protein of 237 amino acids. The transcript has 6 exons. Gene Ontology annotation, cellular component: proteasome core complex. Lineage: Eukaryota; Metazoa; Chordata; Actinopteri; Perciformes; Sebastidae.